AUGGCGGUGUCCAUGGCAUCGCAGGCAGUCGCAAGGGGACUACGCGGGGCAAGUGUAAAACACUUGUUUCUGAGCAAAAGCAAGUCGCUACAGUCGAAUCCCAGGCGAUGGCUCAACCUACAGGAGUACCAGAGCAAGAAGCUGAUGCAGGACAGCGGCGUGACGGUACAGCGCUUCUUCGUGGCCGAAACUCCGUCCGCCGCCCUGGAAGCUGCCAGGAAACUGAACGCCAAGGAGAUUGUCCUGAAGGCUCAGAUUCUGGCAGGGGGUCGAGGGAAGGGCGUGUUCAACAGCGGCCUUAAGGGAGGAGUACACCUGACCAAGGAUCCCGCAGUGGUUGGAGAGCUUGCCAAUAAAAUGCUGGGAUUCAACCUGACCACCAAGCAGACCCCGAAGGAGGGGGUCAAAGUGAAAACGGUCAUGGUGGCGGAGGCCCUGGACAUUGCAAGGGAGACGUACUUUGCCAUCCUGAUGGACAGAUCCUGCAAUGGGCCAGUGAUGGUGGGCAGUCCCCAGGGUGGAGUCGACAUCGAGGAAGUGGCAGCGAAAACCCCGGAGCUCAUUUUUAAGGAAGUCAUAGAUAUUUUUGAAGGCGUGCGGGAUGAACAGGCACUGCGCAUGGCAGUCAAUCUGGGCUUCAAAGGACCUCUGGAAAGACAGGCGGCCGAUCAGAUUAAGAAGCUUUAUGAUCUGUUCCUGAAAGUAGACGCAACUCAGGUUGAAGUCAAUCCCCUUGGAGAAACUCCUGAAGGAAGAGUCGUGUGCUUUGAUGCCAAAAUAAACUUUGACGACAACGCGGAGUUCCGGCAGAAGGACGUGUUCGCCAUGGAAGACAUGACGGAGAGCGACCCCACCGAAAUGGAGGCGGCCAAAUACGACCUCAAGUACAUUGGCCUUGACGGCAACAUUGCAUGCUUCGUGAACGGUGCCGGUCUCGCCAUGGCAACCUGCGACAUCAUCGACCUCCACGGGGGCAAACCAGCCAACUUCCUCGAUCUUGGAGGAGGCGUGAAGGAGAACCAGGUGUACCAAGCGUUCAAGCUUCUCUCUGCUGACCCAAAGGUCGAGGCCAUCCUGGUAAAUAUCUUCGGGGGGAUCGUGAACUGCGCCAUCGUCGCCAAAGGCAUCACCAAGGCCUGCCGGGAACUGGAGCUGAAGGUGCCGCUGGUGGUGAGGCUGGAAGGGACCAACGUGCAGGAGGCCAAGCGCAUCCUGAGCGAGAGCGGCCUGCCCAUCAUGGCCGCCAACGACUUGGACGACGCAGCCAGGAAGGCCGUGGCCAGCAUCGCCAAGAAGUGACCGCUCCAACAGCCCACCCCCCCCCACGAAGAAGGCCGCGUCCGGCCACGGCCAGCGCCCCUCCUACCUCCGCACCCUCCCCGCCCCUCGAGGAGAAAGCCCGCUUUCAUUUCAGCCCGGCUGUUUAUCGGACUUUCGCUCGUCGCAUUUUUCCUCGUCUUCUUCGCCUCUUUCCGUUGCUCAGUUUAUUCUGCGAAAGAAGCGUAUUUAUGUUCAGGUUAUCGUUGUGCUAAUGUGGUUCGCAUUUCAGUACCGCAAGCAUUCCAGCUCUGGGUCCUGUUUUUCUUCUUCUUCUUCUUCCUCAGUGUGUAAAAGCAAAAGCUAGGACGUCCAUCGUCACAGCUGUAUGUUUGUGAGUAAAACCAUUAUGAGAUCAAACGUUACCGUCCACUUGUAUGACAGUUUCAUCACAGUGACACAUGUAUUGAUGAUCUGUUGAACAGUGAACAGUCAUCACUCUGGAGUCUCUUCCAAACCGGACAUUGCAGGUCCAAUAAGGUCAAUAACACCACAGACUUCACUGUGAUAUAACUGUAAAAAGAAAGAAAAAAAUUAAUAAUGCAGGAUCCUUCUACGUGAUGCAUAGAAAACGUAACGAGGUCUAAAACCAUAUAAGAAAGCAAAUGCUAAUUAAAACGGCAACUUCACACAUUUCCCCGUAAAAGACGUUACUUUGCAAUAAGAUCAAAGGUGUGUUUUAGCCUCAGGUGAAAAA
This is a messenger RNA of Scleropages formosus (Asian bonytongue), 2014 nucleotides long. It is a transcript of the gene suclg2, whose product is annotated as succinate-CoA ligase GDP-forming subunit beta. The transcript is spliced from 11 exons. Gene Ontology annotation, molecular function: succinate-CoA ligase (GDP-forming) activity; ATP binding. NCBI's taxonomy places the organism in Eukaryota, Metazoa, Chordata, Actinopteri, Osteoglossiformes, Osteoglossidae. Gene Ontology annotation, biological process: succinyl-CoA metabolic process; tricarboxylic acid cycle. Bases 1 to 1299 code for a protein of 432 amino acids. The record is from RefSeq and is a predicted model, not a curated record. Gene Ontology annotation, cellular component: succinate-CoA ligase complex; mitochondrion.